UUCACACCAUCAGCGCGCGAGAGGAACGAUGUUUUCAAAAUAACAGAAAUGGAGAGCUAUUUGCCACGACCUUCCUCAACAGAUCCCCAGGUUUAUGUUGAUCAUGAAAAUACUAUACAGGGGAGCUAUUUGCCAUACCCUUUCUUGGCAGAUCCCCAGGUUUAUGUGCCUGGUGGUGGUAUUGGGACACGUUCAUUCCUUACUAGUACUCCCUCAUACAAUCACCAUGGUAAUCAUCAUGACAACCAAGAACAUUGCUUCCGAUCUGCCAUACCACAAUAUCACUUCCAGAGUUCUUCUACACGGACCCCUGACAGACUUCAGAGCCAGUCUUGCAGGCCAAAACUAAUUCAGAACUUUGAGUUUAGACCAAAUACUCAAAAUUCCUUCAGUUCUCAUCAAGGCUGGAGAGAUUCAUUGCCUCAUUGGUCUAAGAUUUCUACUAGGAACUGCAGUGUGGACCUAUGUCCAGAUAGCUUUUGUAAUAACCUUCCUCCACAGAAAAAUUCUUAUAGGAAUGGCUUUUGUAUCAGCUCCUCUAUGCGAAGAUCAGUUCCAGGAAUGAUGCAUGUGGUAGAUGAGGAUAGAGUGAUCUCCACAUCAGAUGAAGAGAGUACUGGGGAUGUAUCAGAAACCUAUCCCGUGUCUGUAAACGUACAUGUAGGUAGUUUGACAGGCAAGGAGAUGGCAUCUGUACUGGAGGCAAAGAAUAUUUACUCUUGGAUCAUCAAAGUUUUACCAGAUGAUUCAGGACCAUGUGUGGAGGGAAAACUUGAGGAAGGAGAUGACACCUACUGGCAUUCCAGUCUGAUCUCGGAGAGGCUUGAGUCACACUUGGUGCAGACUGUCAGUGGGAAAGUCUACCGUCUGAUGGGAGACAUGGAAAUAAAUGAUGCCCUAACUGGAGGAUUUGAUGAGCAGACUGUGAGUGAGUUCAUCGAUGGAUUUCCCAUUCACUGGAGGGAACUAAUUGAUCAGUUCUUCUCAAGAAGUCACACUAAGCUAUCUGGGAAUACUAUCUCCAAAAAAUUGUCAAGGAAUGAUGUCGCCAGUGAUUCAUCAGAUGAAGACAUUGAGGAGAUAAGCUUGUUAGAUGAGACUGUGAAACCUACAAAAGACCAACUAAACCAUGAGAAUGCACAACAGAAUUCUGAAAAAAGAAGAAAAUCAAAGAAAGUAGUGGGAGUCAAAGAAAAUCUCAAACCAAGGAAUGUGGGGCAUUUAAAGAAGAAUAAACAAGGAAGAGGGUUCCAGUCACCAGGUUCCAGUGGAAAUGUCAUUGAGGUGUGUACACCUGAAAAUAAGCUGAUAAAACUUGACUCGGUGCAGAAAACCAGAAGUGGACGAGCUGUCAAACCUGUAGUUGCCUGGUAUGCCGGUCAGUCAAUCAGCAUUGAUCCGAAGAGCAACACAUAUAUCCUAAAACACAGGACUGAGUUUGCUGAAACAUUUCUAAAGGACAUGACAACAUUUCAUAAGACAAGAUCACACAUGAUACGAAAAACAGGGAUGUUAAAUUCCAGCAAAAUUUCUAAUACCUCAAGACCCCACCACAAAAAUAAAAUGUCCAAUGGAAAUCAAGGAAACAUCAGCCACAGGAAGACAUCCAAGUCAGUCACUCAGUCCAGAAAAAUUGUCAGCAAGGUGUUAGAAAGUUCUCAGACAGAGAGAGAGUAUGUGGCACCCACCAUCAGUGAACAGAGACCUAGGAAAGACAGAAAUGUGUCGGACUCUUCCAAGGCAAAAAGUAGUCCGUCUGCUGGAGAGAGGAAAGUUAACAAACCUAGGACUUCUAAUGAGAACAAGAAAGGCAUCAGACGUUCAUAUAAUGAAAAUCCAGGACAACCCGAGGUCAGUAGAAGAAAUGUCCCAAGGUCUUGUAAUUUGAGGAAAAGGUCAGAGAGAAUAGAGAGCAAAAAGUCUGAAUCAUCAAUAUGCAACUCAAAGGAAUCGCAGAGUUCAAACAUGAUUAGUCACAAAAGCAGACUUGGGAAACAAACCGAGAAAGAAAACCAGGAACAUGCAGUGUGGAGGAAGGCGGAGGUCACAAGGUUCAACAUAGAAUCAAAGAGGAGCUUUUUUUUUCAUGUACAAGGGAUAACGCGUAAACUACAUCAAGAUGACCCAGAAUUUUGGAACAAAGUUGUGAAAUAUGUGAAGACAAAGACUUUGGAAGACUGUCAGGAAUAUUUCUAUAAAGAGGUGCAAGUCAAAAACCCCAGCAAACCUGCCAAGUCCAAAGAUACUGAGGAACAGCAGAUUAUCCUUACAGCGAAACGGGGGACUCUCAAAAGGAAACAACAGAUACGCAACUUGGUGGAUCAUGCUAACAAAGCAUAUCAGGAGGACCUGUUUGAUGGCACACCAUAUCGACAUCAUUCUAAAAUGCCACGCCUAUCUGAUGGGGAACAGGAGGAUGUCUUUGCUGAGCUGAGCAGAAGGAAUCCUCACAUGAAGAACAAAAUCUUUACACCAAUGACCAGGAUAAAUGUGGCCCCGGUAUCCACCAAGAAAACUCCUUCCUCAGGACUGGUCGGCUCAGACACUAAAAUUAACAGAAAAGAGGCUGAUCAUUACAUGCAUAAGAUGAAAAUCCAUCGUCGAAAACUAGUGAACAAAAGCCAGUCUAAAACAUCCAAAGAUGGAGUAAAAGAGAAAAUUCCUGUUCCAAGUAAAAAACUGUUUGGGAGGAGUGAUGAUCUCCAGAAUUUAUUCAUGGAGGGUUGUGGCUCAGACAAUAACCAUGACGACUCAGAAGAGGAAAUAGAUUAUUACUUCUCUGGGGAAGAGGAAAGCUGAGGAGCCUAGUUGGAGGGUUAUGGCAACAAUGAUGAAUGUUGUCAAAUUUCUGUACACCAGGCAGAACUAAUAACAUUGUGACUUAGUUUAAAAAAUUGUGAAGAUGUCGAUUUUAGUGUAGAGCACAACAAUGAAGUAAUGUCUUGUGUAGCAUUGUUUGCACUAAAUGUAAUCUUCAACUUAAUGGACUAGCGGUAUGAAGUGGAAUGACCAUGGAUUAUUUCCAUUUUAGUGAGUGGUUAUUGUCAGUUUUUAAGUGGUGAAUAUGAAGUGGGGAGACAUAUUCUGUUAUGACAAACAUGUAAUGGUGGAAUGUCACUAUAAACAACAACAGGAAGUAUUCACUUUCUCUAGGACAGUGUUACACACCAAGGGAAGAUUUUUAUGCACAGGAUGUUCUUUGUUCAUAUUCAAUGUGUAUUUUUUAUUCUGAUGAGUAAGUACAGCAUGUUUAGAAAUCUAGGUAAUCUUGAUACAUUUUAAAGUUCUAAAAUUUUAGUGUUUUACUGGUGCAUUAGAUAUUUCUCCUGUUACAAGAAAUGAUACAUAUUUGUUCAUAUGUAAAUAAUGUUAUAAUGCACAUGUAUAUCUGUACAGCCAUAUAACUACAUUUAAUUUGUUAGUAUCUUCUUUCAUCAUAUCAUUUAAAAGUACUCAAUAUGGUAUGAUACUUGUACUUUAAGAAUGUUUGAAGCACAAAUCUUGUAUAUAUACAUAUUUAUUAGCAUUUUUAGGCUGACCAAAGUAAAUUCAAAGUUUUAGAUCAACUGAGCACAAAGGUUUUCAUGAAAGUAGGCCAAAGAAACAAAUAGUAUAGUGGAGACCAAUUAUUUUUUUUAUUUUAGUGUUCACAGUUAUGAAAAUGACUUAUGUGAUCAAUUGGUACAGAUGUAAUCAGUCUGUCUAGCUAGUUUCUUCUGUAGGAAUAUUGGUCUGUAGGGGUUCUUUAUAUCUUUUGUGUGCCUGGUACAUGGUAAUUUGGAGUUUUAUCCUGGUUUUUAGAAAUCCUGUUUAUCUUUUUUAAAAGCCAUCCCAUGUACCUAUAGAAAAUUUAAGAAUGUAAAACAUAGAAUUUAAUUUGUUCAGCCUUAUAUAAACAAUAUAAAGAAUGUUUAGUUGUUAUUUGAUCAUUUUAUGGAUCGAAUGUGUUUGGAGAUUCCCUAAACCUUCAAAUACUUGUAUCAUGUCAACAUUUACAUUUUCCUGUGUUUUCUCUACAAUCUUUCCAUUUCAAAUGAGAUGAUCUGGGACUUUUCUCCCCUGGCACACACAUUUAUCAGUUUGUCACAUGUCUCAACAAAGAAAUAUUGGUUGCAAUAUGAUCAUUUGCCAUUUAAACUAAUUAUUUCAAGCUCAAUAGAAUAUCACUUCAUACAGCUAUCAAAUAAACUAGAAACUCUCAAU
Molecule: messenger RNA, 4203 nt
Organism: Ostrea edulis (European flat oyster)
Lineage: Eukaryota; Metazoa; Mollusca; Bivalvia; Ostreida; Ostreidae
Product: mis18-binding protein 1-like
Exons: 17
Coding region: 49-2799 (916 amino acids)
Source: RefSeq, a predicted model, not a curated record